Molecule: messenger RNA, 1908 nt
Organism: Canariomyces notabilis
Lineage: Eukaryota; Fungi; Ascomycota; Sordariomycetes; Sordariales; Chaetomiaceae
Product: ATP-NAD kinase
Exons: 3
Coding region: 1-1908 (635 amino acids)
Biological process (GO): NAD+ metabolic process; NADP+ biosynthetic process
Molecular function (GO): NAD+ kinase activity
Source: RefSeq, a predicted model, not a curated record
AUGGCCGACAUAUCCAAAGGACCAAGGCGAGUGUCGGUCGAGGAAUCGAGCGAUGAGGACCAUAAUUCCGUCGAGGUCUUCCUUGAUUCAGCUAAUCCCUAUCGCCGCAAGUGUUCUCUUGUAGGGAACGACUUGGAAGACCGUCACCUGGAUCGGUCCAUAGCGCCACCGCACAAGACGGAAUGUUUGGUCCACCAGUUCCUUGCCGACCAGCAACGGUCGAGGAUAGCCCACUCCGCAGCGCGCGAUAGCUACGAGCACCGUGACCACCCUCGGCAUUACAGCACUUUGUCGCCCACUGUCCACCGCGUUCGCCACGGCGAGGCCGGCACAGCAGCCUGUCGAGCGGAGGACAGCUCGUCCCAGGAUGGGUUGGACCGGCCGGUCGAUCCCAAGGCGUUUGCCCAGGACAGCGGCACCAGCAGCGGCGGCGGCGGUGAUGACGCAGCCAGGCGCCCACGGCUAGCGACCAUCCUCAAACACGACUCUGCCCUUGCCGACGGGCACAAAGAUGGCCGGAUGAUUCCUGGCGAGGAAGCCAGCGGCAACCUCAGCAGCACCAGCACCAGCACCAGCACGUGCGGGCAGGCCGACGAGAAGCAGUGGCGUGCGGAAAUGACGCUGCCGCGGACGCCGUCGCAGCUGGACCAGCGCUCGGCGUCGGCCGACGCACCCAACAGCCGGCUGCUGACCAAGAAGCAGCUGAGCGAGAUGGCGUGGGGCGUGCGCGAGCUCAGCCGCCGGCUUGGGAGCAUGCGAUUGCGCUUCAGGGUCAAGAGCAUCUUCCUGCUCACCAAGAUCCACGAUGCCGAGCUGAUUGGCAAGACGAGGGAGCUGUGCCGCUGGCUGCUGGAUCGGGAGCGCGAGGUCCGAUACACUGUAUAUGUGGACCAGGAGUUGCGCGAUAACAAGAGGUUUGAUGCGACCGGCUUGGUGGAGGAGGUUAGGAGGGAUUAUGUUGCCAGUGGGGAGGUCAGUGAAGAGGCGAGCUGGGACGUUCCAAAAAGGUUGAGGUACUGGGAUGAGGACAUGUGCAGGACCAGGCCGCACACCUUUGACUUUGUGGUCACCCUGGGCGGGGAUGGGACGGUGCUGUAUGCCAGUUGGCUGUUUCAGCGGAUCGUUCCACCCGUAUUGAGCUUUGCGCUCGGAAGUUUAGGCUUCUUGACAAAGUUCGAUUUUGACGAUUAUCGGAGGACGUUGACCGGGGCAUUCAGCGACGGGGUGACGGUGAGUUUGAGGUUGAGGUUUGAGGCGACGGUAAUGCGCAGUCAGAAGACUGGGUCAAGGUUGACCGAGGAUGGGGAGCAUGCUGAGAGUACGCAGCCGGACGGGAACGGCCAACCGAGGGAUCUUGUUGAGGAGUUGAUAGGGGAUGAGAAAGACGAUGAGCAUACUCAUCGACCUGAUGGGACGUACGAGGUGCUGAACGAAGUCGUCGUGGACCGAGGGCCCAAUCCGACGAUGUCUAACAUUGAAAUCUUCGGCGAUGAUGAGCACUUCACUUCUGUUUCGGCCGACGGAAUCUGCGUCAGCACGCCGACUGGCUCGACGGCCUAUAACCUCGCCGCUGGCGGCUCCUUGUGCCACCCGGAGAACCCGGUCAUGCUGGUUACUUCGAUAUGCGCCCACACGCUCUCCUUCCGGCCGGUCAUCUUGCCGGACACUAUCGUGCUGCGCAUCGGGGUACCCUACGAUGCGCGCGCCAGCUCCUGGGCCAGCUUCGAUGGCAGGGAGCGCGUCGAGCUGCGACCGGGAGACUACGUCACGGUGAGCGCUAGCCGGUAUCCGUUCGCCUGCGUCCAGCCGCACGGUCGGAGGAGUGAGGACUGGAUCAAUAGUAUCAGCGCCAAGUUGGGGUGGAAUACGAGGCAGAGGCAGAAGGGUUAUAAUGAAUGGGGGAAGUAA